AUGAAGCCCUGGCUCUGGCUCGGCGCGCUGCUGCUGCUGCACCAAACGCUGCACCAUGCUGUUGGUCAGUCUGCAAAGAACAAGCGUCCCAAGGAACCAGGGGAGAACAGGAUUAAACCAGCUAACAAAAAAGUAAAACCCAAAAUUCCCAAAUUAAAGGAGAGAGAAUCCACAGACUCAUCCCCAAAGAUCUACUCCAUAAUGACGCAAGUGAUGGAUAAGGGCCGCUUUCAGAAGCCUGGUGCCACUCUGAGCCUUUCUGCGGGGCAGAGUUUAGAACUGCGGUGUAAAGGGAAUAAAAUUGGGUGGAGCUAUCCUUCUUAUCACGACACUUUUAAAGACUCCAGACUCAGUGUCAAGCAACAUGACAGAUACAGUCAGCUGAUCUUGACAAAUUCCACUGUAGCAGACACCGGUGAAUACAGCUGUUGGCUUCUUGUAUGCAAAGGUUACAACUGCAAGAAGGAUGAGUCAAAAACAGGCUCAACGUACAUCUUUUUUGCAGAUAAAGGGGAGCUCUUUGUUCCUUCUCCCAGCUAUUUUGAGGUGGUAUAUCUUAACCCAGAUAAACCGGCGGUGAUCCCUUGCCGAGUUACCAACCCAUCAGCAAAAGUAACUCUUCAUCAGGAAUUUCCAGCAGAAGAAGUCAAAGUGGAUGGAAUUAACAUUAUCUAUGAUGUAAAGAAGGGCUUUGUCUAUCAGCACCCAAAGUCUGAACACAAAGGAGUAGUUUACUGCAGAGCCGAAUCAAGGGGAGCACCCCAGAUUUCCAUUAAAUACCAACUGCUUUAUGUGGAAGUCCCCAGUGGUCCACCUUCAACUACAAUUAAGGCAUCAUCCAACAGUGCAAGCGGCGGAGACGAUAUCAGCGUUCUGUGCACAGUUUUGGGAGAGCCAGAUGUAGACGUGGAAUUCAACUGGAUAUAUCCAGGGCAAGAGUAUGAAAGGCCUGUGAUUAUCCAAGACACUUGGAGGCUGAUCGACAGAGGAAUCAGUCACACCACAAGAAUCUCAGAGAGUGUCAUCAUUGUAGAAGAUUUUGAAACCAUCGACACUGGGAACUAUAUUUGUAUAGCUCAGAACCUCCGAGGACAGACGACAGUAGCUACCCACAUUGAACUGAUAUGAUACACUGAGCUUGAAGUAGAGCCAGAACAGGAAAUAUAUUGCUGGACUGUUUCUGGCUAACUUUUACACACUGAACUGGAAGUAAGAUAUGUCCUUACUCUAUA
This is a messenger RNA of Euleptes europaea (tarantolino), 1232 nucleotides long. It is a transcript of the gene PDGFRL, whose product is annotated as platelet derived growth factor receptor like. Lineage: Eukaryota; Metazoa; Chordata; Lepidosauria; Squamata; Sphaerodactylidae. The record is from RefSeq and is a predicted model, not a curated record. The transcript has 6 exons. The coding region runs from base 1 to 1128 and encodes 375 amino acids.